AUGUGGAUCAUAAUUAAUUUUUUUAUAUACUUUCCAAACAGCCGUGUUUUCUACGACAAGCGAAUCAGUGCCGAGGUUCCCGGCGAUUCGCUUGGAGACGAAUUCAAGGGAUACAUCUUCCGUAUUUCCGGUGGGAAUGAUAAACAAGGUUUCCCGAUGAAGCAAGGUGAACGUAAAAGAAAAUCUGUUCGCGGUUGCAUUGUUGGAAACGAUCUUGCCGUAUUAUCGUUAGUUUUGGUCAAACAAGGUGAACAGGAUAUUCCCGGAUUGACAGACAAUACGGUUCCUAAGCGAUUAGGUCCAAAAAGGGCGUCAAAAAUUCGCAAAUUCUUUAAUCUGUCGAAGGAAGAUGAUGUUCGCAAAUUUGUCAUUCGUCGCGAAGUAACAACGAAGAAUGGUAAAACAAUCACAAAAGCGCCCAAGAUCCAACGUCUUGUGACGCCCCUGACUCUACAACGUAAGCGCCAUCGUCUUGCUCUUAAACGUAGAAGAGCAAAAGCAGCCCAAGAAGCAAAGGCAGAAUAUGAAGUCCUACUCGCUAAGCGCGUAAAGGAACAAAAAGAAAGAAAGGCAGACCUUAAAAAGAGGAGAGCCUCAGUUAAGGCUUGA
Molecule: messenger RNA, 609 nt
Organism: Acaulospora colombiana
Lineage: Eukaryota; Fungi; Glomeromycota; Glomeromycetes; Diversisporales; Acaulosporaceae
Source: the annotation of a GenBank genome assembly